GUUUUGUCGAGCAUUGCGAAAUCGCUUCUCUCCACGGUCUCUUCUGACUCACAGCAAGUGUCGCCCUCCCAAGCUGCACGCGAUGGAACAGAAUUUGGAUCAAGUCGUUCAGGCCAUUGCGAUUGCGUCCGAUCCAACGCGAGGAUCCUUGCACCAGCAGGCUUUGGAGUAUCUCUCAUCCAUCCAACAAAAUGCCGCCAGUGCAUGGCGCUUGGCUCUUGCUUUGUUCGUGGAAGCAAAUCCGAAUGGUUCCCGAAAAUAUCCAACACAAGCAAGGUUCUUUGCGUUACGAUUACUAGACGAAUUUCUGGACAAUCGCUUUGAGCCUCUAGAUGAUGAGUCUUUCCAAACCUUGCGCCAGUCUUUCGUAUCCUAUAUACAAUCUGAAUAUCUGUACGGCUCAGCAGAAGUUGAAGCUCCUUUCCUACGCAACAAGUUUUCACAUACUCUCACUCUAUUUUUCCUGUGCACUUACAUGGACAAAUGGCCGACAUUCUUUACUGAUCUAUUCGCGCUAAUCCGCCCUGCGGAGUCGACCUCGCAGUCGACAUUCAAUCACCAUGUAUCCCUCCUGUUCUUUCACAUCGUACUGGAAAUCUCUGGUGAAGUCGCAGAUCAGAUGAUCAAGGCGGCUAGACCCUUCAAUCAGGAACGUCACACGAGAGAUGGCAGAGUUAGAGACGCUGUGCGUGAACGAGAUGCAGGCCGUAUCAACGAAGCCGUUUUGACUAUUGUGGCGGAUGGUGCUGAGAGGAUGGCCAGGUCAAGGAAGGAGGGCGCAUCUGCAGAUCGGGAGCUGGACACGGCUAUUGAAGUAGUGGAUUGGGGAGUUCGGACGUUUGCCUCUUACGUCGGCUGGAUUGACAUCAACCUCACUGUGACACCGACGACUGUACCGCUACUAUUCAACCUUUUGUCGGAUUCUUCAUUGCCAAUCCGCUUGGCUACUUCUUCUGCUCUUGUAAAGAUCGUCGGAAAAGGCCUCAAAGAGCCGGGAGACAAGUUACAGCUGAUCAAGGUUCUGUCUCUCACUCAAGUUCUCGAUGCGCUCGAAUCCAAAACACGAGUCCAACAAGCGGCUCGUGGUUCCGACGUUGACGAAGGAGAGGAGUCAUAUCGAGAGGCUCUCGGCAGGCUACUGAAUAUCCUUGGCCUGGAAAUAUGCAAAAUCAUCGAUGAAUCUACCAUCAAUGACGUCCGCUCAGAUGCCAAUCAGAUAUUGCAGCAAACGCUUCCGAUCAUGCUGCGUUUCAUGGCGGAUGAGUACGACGAUACAGGAUCAACGGUCUUCCCUUUUCUCCAGACUGUGCUUUCGAGCUACAAAAAAUCGAGAAAGACGUCCUCAGAACCACUAGACGAACAGAAGAGAUCCUUUCUGACGUCUUUACUCAGAGUUAUCCUGCAGAAGCUCAAAUGGGAAGAAGACUGUGAUCCAGAAGACAUGGAUGAAGACGACAAAGUUGCCUUCGAGGAACUCCGCAAGGAUCUGCGGACAUUCCUGGAUGCAACGCUACUCAUAGAACAAAAUCUGGUCACGGAAGCAUUGCGAAGUCUGGUCAUCAACACUUUGACAGCAUAUCAAAGUGGCACUCCUGUCAAGUGGAACGAUGCAGAGCUAGCGGUAUACUUGGUUUACAGUUUUGGAGAAAUUAAUAAGAGCGGAAGCAAAGGACGUGCGGCGUUCUGCCAGGCUCCGGCCAUUGACAGAGAAAAGCGCAAGGAGACGGAUUACUCCGGGUAUCCGCUAACGACGCAUGGCGAAUUGCUCUAUGCCCUCGUACGCUCAGGUAUUGCGGGGUAUCCCAACAAGACUGUGGUCAUGCAGUUCUUUGAGACUGUUGCACGGUAUGGCGACUUCUUCAAAGUUCGGAAGGAUUGUAUCGUUCCAACUUUACAGGCCAUGAUGGACACUCGAGGUCUGCAUAAUCCUGUGUCGAGCCUCCGCUCACGAGUAUUCUAUUUGUUCUAUCGAUUCAUCCGAGAAAGCAAGAAUGAAAUUUCUCCGGAGCUUGCCGUAUCAUUACUGCAAGGAAUGCGCGACCUGCUUUCAAUCCAGGUGGAGCUGCCCGAGCUCGAGAAUCCUGAGCAGCAAGAUCUGUUGACAGAAGCUGUCAACAACCCGGGCAUCUUUGAUGCACAGCUGUACCUCUUCGAAACGGCUGGCACACUAGCUUCGCUCCUCUACAAGGCUCCGGAACAGGGUUCUGCGCUUCUUCAGUCCAUUGUAAGGCCAUUGCUGGCUGAGUUGUCUCUGAAUCUGCAGGCGGUGAAGGGGGUAGAGGACGUGAUGCCGAUACUAAAGGUUCAUCAUAUCAUCAUGGCUCUAGGGAAUAUUGCCAAAGGAUUUCCAGAUUAUCCUUCGCCGAUUCCGGCAGGAUACAUUCUACCACCGUUGGAUGUGUUUAACGAGGUGGCGCAAGCUAUUCUUGUGUCUCUCGAGGCGAUGAACGUAUUCAAGGUUGUGCGGGAUGCGACACGAUUCGCUUUCGCCCGUAUUCUCGCUACCACUGGACCGAAUGUCACCAAACUCAUUCCAUCCUUGAUGGCCAGCCUCUUGGCGCACUUCGAGCCCUCAGAACUGGUUGAUUUCAUGAACUUCAUCGGUCUCCUCGUUCAUAAACUGCAGGAGGAUAUGUUUGAUGUGCUCGACCAGCUGGUUGGACCGUUAAGUGCACAUAUCAACGCCAUUAUGUCUCAAGCGGUAUCGGGAACGGAUGAUGAGCUUGCUCGCGCGGAUACCAAGAAGGCCUAUCUCGCUCUUCUGAACAACAUCAUGGCUUCAAAACUGCACCCUGUUUUCAUAUCAGAACGAAACAAAGGGCAAUUGGAAGGCCUGCUGGGCAGUAUGCAGCGAUUAGCAGAAGACGUGUCAGACCCAUUCAGCCAGAAGGCGGCCUUCACAUUCUUCGCCCGAUGCGUGGCCGUAUGGGCACGGCCUAACCCGGACACGCAGGCACAGGUGCUACCUGGCUUCGAACGCUUUGUGUACGAGCGUCUGGUCCCUACAGCGUUCAUCGCACUGUCGUCGCCGCAAUUUAAUGUCAAGGAUGGUCAGAUGCUCGUAGUGCUGCAUGAGAUUUGCAACUUCUUGCAAGCCAUCUCAAAAGCCCGAGGGCAGGAAGCGUUCGAUUUCUUCGUCGCCGUCUUCCUCCCUGCGCAAAAUUGGCCUGAACCUGCUGCAAUCGAGUUCGUCACAAAAAUGCGGGAUCUUGACGCCAAAGCGUUCCGAAAAUACUUCGCUGACUUCGUUCGCGCAUCACGAUCAUAAUGCCUUCAUCCUAUAACAUGUCUUCUAUGCAUCGCUUUCUCUUCUAUUAGUCUACACACAAACAAACGCAAUUACUUAUACUGUUCAUCAACGUCUUCCUUACCGCACUGACGUAUGCAAUUGGAUCAUAAUGACUACGUCGUCCGUCAUGCAUACUCUCGAUGCGCCAGGACAUUGUAAUACUAUGCUGUGCUGAUAGAACAGCGUAUCUGUCGACCGCGAAUGAGAAUCCCCAGCAAGGAU
This is a messenger RNA of Laetiporus sulphureus 93-53, 3511 nucleotides long. RefSeq names its product ARM repeat-containing protein. Lineage: Eukaryota; Fungi; Basidiomycota; Agaricomycetes; Polyporales; Laetiporaceae. The record is from RefSeq and is a predicted model, not a curated record. Gene Ontology annotation, biological process: tRNA re-export from nucleus. The transcript has 13 exons. Gene Ontology annotation, cellular component: nuclear pore; cytoplasm; nuclear matrix. Bases 83 to 3268 code for a protein of 1061 amino acids. Gene Ontology annotation, molecular function: small GTPase binding; tRNA binding.